Molecule: messenger RNA, 252 nt
Organism: Mixia osmundae IAM 14324
Lineage: Eukaryota; Fungi; Basidiomycota; Mixiomycetes; Mixiales; Mixiaceae
Exons: 2
Coding region: 1-252 (83 amino acids)
Source: RefSeq, a predicted model, not a curated record
AUGCCCUCGCAACUGAAGCUGAUGCAGAGCUACGACAGCCAGCAGCCGCCUUGCUACGUUGGCAAAUCGAUCGCCAGCGAGUACAUCCCCUGCACGCCAGGCCAGAUUGGCCCCUUCAACCUUCCUUGCCUCGAAGCUUGCGAUAACAGAAUGGAGGACAGACACGGCAAGAGACUCAAGCGAGAGUACUGGGCCAACCAGAAGAAGCAGCGCUCGCAGGCAGCUUGGACCGAGCAGCUCGAGGAUGAAUGA